AUGUCAUAUGACGACAAGUAUAGACACUUCUCCAUGGCAAAGAUGAGACAAGUUUUAAAUAUUUACAAUAGCCGUAAACAAAAAGGUUUGGGAAACCACUCCCCCGAAGAAAUGAAAAACAACCCUGACUUAGAGAAAGACUAUAUAUUUAAUAAUUUAGUCAAAAGAGACAAACAAGAAAGAAUGCCGGGCUUCAAACUUCAGAAAGGUGACAAAGUAAAAAUAGAAAUACCUAAACGCGACCCAUAUGAAAAUACUAUUGACUAUGACAACAAUGGGAACUCGACAGGUACUCACAUUCGUGUUCGUAAAAAUAGAAGAAAGUAUACAAGAGAAUAUUAUGAAGUUUUAGGCAAACAUGGCAAAAUGUACAGACUGCAAGCAGAAGAUAAAACUACUAUUGUCAGACCUCGUUUCAAACUUGUCAAAGUUCAAGGUGGUAUACUUUCAAAGACAGUUCCUAACAAAUAUAAGACAACUCCUGACGAAUAUGCUAAAGAAGUUGAAAAUGACGACUAA
Molecule: messenger RNA, 519 nt
Organism: Trichomonas vaginalis G3
Lineage: Eukaryota; Parabasalia; Trichomonadida; Trichomonadidae
Exons: 1
Coding region: 1-519 (172 amino acids)
Source: RefSeq, a predicted model, not a curated record